AUGCUUAUGUACCCACGUAAGGGUCUCAUCACCGAUCCAUUCAACCCAGAAGACGUCGUCAUACAAGACGACCAGUUCCCACCCGACUUCUACGAGUCCUCUCUGCAGUGCCAACCCACCCGCCUGCAGUCCCCGUUCCAGAGCCUGCCGGACGUCCAGGUUGUGUCUCCGCCGUCUUCCGCGCCCUCAUCGCCCUCUUUCUCUUCUCCGACCUUCUCCAUUUCCUAUCCCCCGACUGAUAGCCAGUCUUUCGGGGCUCCUUCCAUGACCCCGGCACCCUCCAACAACCCGUCAUCUGACUCGCCCUCUCAGCAAUAUCUUCCCCAAUAUCCGCAAUAUUAUACGUCCAUGUUGGCACAACAACCGAUCGCUGGCAAUCAGGCUUGGGACGGCAACCUGCAGCUGCUGAGCCCCGCGCGCAUCCCCUACGCCGGUGUGCAGAAGAAAGCCUCGCCGAACUCGUCCGCACAUGCGACCUCGCCCACCAAUCUCCACCGGCGGUCUGCCAGCUCCUCCAAGCCGCUGCCCACCCCGGUGCAGACGCCCAUCCAGAACUCGUUUUUGGCAGCCCCGUUCCAGCACUACGAUCCGUCAAUCCAGGAUGGGAGCAAUGUCGAGGCCGAGUCAGCCAUGAGAAGGGCGAUUAUGGACCAGCAGAAGCACUCGCCGCAGCAGCAGCAGUCUAGUGAUUAUUCACUGGCUCCUUCAGUGUCGUCGAUGAGCCACAACUCGCCGGUGACGCCGCAGACCAGUCUGGAUGAGCUCGACGACGCAUCGAAGACGAUGACAAAUGGUGAGACCCGAUUUCCUGAAUUUGACCGGUGGAUGGACGAGUACUUACGUCUCGACGCGCUCCCAGAAUACGCCAACAACGGAACCAUGUCCAUGGGAAUUCCCAAGCUGAACCGUACUAUUUCUGAUAUUUACCAAGACGAACUCUACAACCCCACCGUCAUGGCGGCACCUCAGAUGUCCAAGCCGCUUCACCAAAAUCUUCUCACCCCGCGCAAUGUUAUCGCGGAUCGCCUGCAGGCGGCUAACCAGGGUCAUAUGUCUGCGCGCUCACGGUCACCUUUGAAACGCGAGCGCUCACCUUUCCGGACCAGCUCGCCGUUCGCGGCCGAUCUCAGCCAGGCUGCCCUGCAGCAGCCCCAGAUGACCACCAGCAUUCCCAUGGCACAGAACGGUAUGAACAUGGGUCAGCCGGUCACUCAGGGUGAUCUCAAGACCAUGUCUCCCAAGGAUGCAGUGUUGGAUUUCCACGACAAUGAUGAAACCACCAUGCCGCCGCUGUUCCCGACCACCCAGGCCGACUUCAAUUUGGGCGAUGCGCUCAGCGCUCCAGCUAUGCGUCCGUCUCAGACCCUGACUACGAUGGAUGCGUUCCCCAGCCAAUACGCUACGCCGACUCCGACAACCGCGCAGUCGCAGUUCCCCUUCGCGCAGCAGCAGAGUCGCCAUUCGCAGAACAACCUGUUGCAGCAGACGCCGGAGUUCCCAGCCUCGCUGCCGAGGCUAGAGUCUACAGGCAGUGAUGUGCACCCGACUACAGAGCUGACCUCCCCGCAAACUCAGGCCAAAAUGCCGAUCACAGAUGGUAUUCCCCGGCCCAACAACACCACGUCGGAUGCGGGAACCUACACCUGCACCUACCACGGCUGCACGCAUCGCUUCGAGUCGCCCGCCAAGCUCCAGCGGCACAAGCGCGAUGCGCAUCGACAGACGACACCCGGUGGGCAUCUGGUCAGCCGGAACACCUCGCUGCGCAACUCUCAGGCGGGGCCCCACAAGUGCGAGCGCAUCAACCCAUCUACCGGCAAGGCUUGCAACUCGGUGUUCUCGCGGCCCUACGAUUUGACCCGCCACGAAGACACCAUCCACAACGCCCGCAAGCAAAAGGUGCGGUGUCACCUGUGCACCGAAGAAAAGACCUUCAGCCGGAACGACGCCCUGACUCGACAUAUGCGCGUGGUGCACCCUGAAGUCGAUUGGCCGGGCAAACAGCAUCGACGACGGGAUUGA
Messenger RNA from Penicillium alfredii, 2022 nucleotides. Its product is annotated as stress-regulated transcription factor RPN4. Gene Ontology annotation, biological process: regulation of transcription by RNA polymerase II. The record is from RefSeq and is a predicted model, not a curated record. The coding region runs from base 1 to 2022 and encodes 673 amino acids. The transcript has a single exon. Lineage: Eukaryota; Fungi; Ascomycota; Eurotiomycetes; Eurotiales; Aspergillaceae. Gene Ontology annotation, cellular component: nucleus.